AUGGCUAUGAACAAAUCAGGGGUUGCAGUUUUGAGGGCGAGUUUGGUAAUUGUAGCUCUUUGCAUAGCAGGUUACAUACUAUGUCCUCCUCUCUAUUGGCAUUUCAAAGAAGGUUUAGCUGCUGUCAAACAUUCUUCUUCUUCUUCUUCUUCCAAUUGUGCCCCUUGUCUCUGUGAUUGUUCUCCACAACCCACUUUUUCAAUUCCUCAAGGGCUGAGCAACAUUUCAUUUGGAGAUUGUGCAAAGCCUGAUCCAGAAGUAAGUGGAGACACCGAAAAGAAUUUUGCCGAGCUAUUAUCGGAGGAACUAAAGCUACGCGAGACCGAUGCUUUGGAAAAUCAGCGACGCGCUGACAUGGCUCUCCUUGAGUCAAAGAAGAUCGCGUCUCAGUAUCAGAAAGAAGCAGACAAGUGUAAUUCUGGCAUGGAAACGUGCGAGCAGGCGAGGGAGAAAGCUGAGUUAGCAUUAGUUGCUCAGAAGAAACUAACUGCGUUGUGGGAGCUUCGAGCUCGCCAGAAAGGAUGGAAAGAAGGAGUUGCCAAAUCCAAUGCGCAGUCUCAGGGAAAAGUACAAACUUCUUAG
Vicia faba (fava bean) is the source of this 582-nucleotide messenger RNA. The record is from the annotation of a GenBank genome assembly. Lineage: Eukaryota; Viridiplantae; Streptophyta; Magnoliopsida; Fabales; Fabaceae.